AUGCGCUCAUCGAAAAGACCCAGCAAAGCGGACUUAGCCAGCCACGUCCCUGCAGAGACGAAUGAUGACGACGAUGAACAGGGAGAACAGUCCGAGGCGGACGAUGUCGAAGAGAUGGACCCUUUGCGCCCUGCCGCGGCAAAUAUAUCAGAAGAGGAGGCAGCCCACAUUCUCGGUGACGAACAGGGCGAAGAAAAUCCGUACCUGGCGACGGGAACACUCAAAAGUGCGAUUCACCGUUGUCAGCUUCCGCUGCUGGCAAUCGACCAGGAUUCCACUCGGCCAAACUACGUCUCGGAUUUCAAGGCUUGGGCUUGUGCAACCCUGGCGCCCGGAAAAAACAGCGGAGUGCCGGUCGAGGAGCAGGUGAUCAACGAGGACGAGGUCGGGAGAGAGAUCGGCAAGGAUUUAGGGAAGGGGUGGAGGGCGGCGCUCCUUAACGAGGAGCACCUGCAUGGGCCUUGGACGUCGAAAUGGCGGUUGCGGGCUUACGUCGAGAGCUGCGUCAACCCACACCGUGGCUCGCUCGACGAUGUCUACACGGAGGAGCAGUUCCGCAUUCUUGUUUCAGACAUCCUGCCGCACUGGGCCAAGGUGUACUUCGGGUCGUCGAUGGCGUACCCCAGUCUGUCGCUGUGGAAGGCCUUGGCUGUGAGGGUGAUGAUUCUGAUGGCGCAUCACAUGCUGGGCAGGGGGAUCAGCAUCCGUACGAUCCGCUACUGCAACAUGUUCACUCACGUCCUUCUGCCCAUCACGAACAGCCCGGGGGAAUCGUCGAUCAUCGUUCUCGUGGUCGCCUAUCGCAAUUCGAAGACCGUCAAAGACAACAAGCUCGGCCACUUGUACCUGACUCGACACAUGGACUUCCAGCAGUGCGGCUUUGGAGCAGUUUUCCUCUGGCUACACCUCCUUUUCGACCUCGUGCCGCUCUACUACAACAACGAGAAUAUCGUGCCCCCCUUGGAUUUUUCAAACCCGGAGGCCUGGUCGAAGAAAUACCUGUUCUUCGCCCUCUUCGACAAAGAGAAGACAGAGAUGCCAUACCCGACGCACAACAAAUGGGUGACAUGGGCGAUGAAUAGCGCGGUGUGUAUCCUGUCGAAAGUCACGCACAUAUUUCGACGGUCUGCGGCACGGAUCCUCGCGGACAAGAACUUAGACCUCGAUUCCAUCGCACAGCUGGGUCAAUGGGACAUGAACGAGAUGCGCAGGUCAUACGUCACAGGCAUCCCGCGCCCGGCCAUCCAGAUGCAAGCGGGUUUCUCGCAGGAACCGGGCGACUAUUACAUCGGAAGAUCGAAGACUAAAGUGCCCCCGAAGGUCCUGAAGGCUAUCGAGGAGCACAUCUUUCCUAAGGCGGAGCUGUGGCUCAUCGAGGACGUAUCCUCUCACCUCAACACCAAGCACCUCGUCACGCAACUUCGGGCCGAGAUAAACCUCCACAAGGAGGAGGGAGGGAAAAGGGAAAUCCAGAUCAACCACCUCGAGAAGCAGGUCGAGUCAUUGGAGCGAGAGAAAAGCUCGAUGAAAGCUGAGUUGGAGGCGAAGUCAGAGGCGUUCGCGCAACUACAGAAAGCGUUCGACGCAUUGAAGAAUACCGCGGCGACAAGCGCAGCUGCAAAUGUGGGGGAGAGCGAGAGCGUGCCGCAGACGGCAACCGAGGAAGCCAUCCCGGAUCCACAGCAAGCCCAACAAGCAAUGCCCUCUCGACAGAGCGUGGGCAGCCAGCUCGACCAGACGUUCUUCGACGCGGCGGUGUGGCCGUGGUGCAAUUGCGAGACCGUGCGGAAGGCGUGGUCGUACUGGGACGGGGCAAAUCCACUGAACAACGGGCGUAGUCUUCGACAGGCUUACAAGAGGGGCUUCGCCGUCAAGUUCUGCAAGUUCACACCGACUCCACCCCCCGUAACCCCCGAAAAGGAGGCCCAGCCAAAAGAAAAUCCACCAACCGCAAAAGCUAUCGAGACGAAAAUGCGGAAAAUGGAGGCUGUCAUGAAGGCCGUCGAGCAUUUCCGGAUCGACGACAGCAGCGCGGCUACGUCGACGGUCAUCGAAAAGCUGGACUCAAUUGUGAAGGGCCCCUCGAUCAACAUGCUUUUAGAGGGCAUCGUUCUCAAGGAGGAUUCUGGGAGGCAGCUCACGAAAAAGCGCAAAGUCGAGUCUGCAGAGGAAAACCGGAAGGACAAACAACGCCUCAGAAUCACUCUGGAGCUCAUUCGCGUCGAGCUCCGAACCGCAGAAUGGGCGGAGAAGGUGUUCGGCAAGGAGAAAUGGAAAGAAUUCACGGUAAGUACUGGCGCGCGGCCUAGUUCGACGAGCAACCGUGACGAGGGGGGACCCUAG
Messenger RNA from Closterium sp. Naga37s-1, 2343 nucleotides. NCBI's taxonomy places the organism in Eukaryota, Viridiplantae, Streptophyta, Zygnematophyceae, Desmidiales, Closteriaceae. The record is from the annotation of a GenBank genome assembly.